Molecule: messenger RNA, 750 nt
Organism: Plasmodium vinckei vinckei
Lineage: Eukaryota; Apicomplexa; Aconoidasida; Haemosporida; Plasmodiidae
Product: V-type proton ATPase subunit D, putative
Exons: 4
Coding region: 1-750 (249 amino acids)
Cellular component (GO): proton-transporting V-type ATPase complex; vacuolar membrane
Molecular function (GO): proton-transporting ATPase activity, rotational mechanism
Source: RefSeq, a predicted model, not a curated record
AUGGGGGCCCUCGACGAAUCAACACCAGUACCAUCUAGAAUAACCCUGCAUUUGAUGAAGCAGAAGAAAAAAAGUGCAUUCCAAGGGUAUUCUUUACUAAAAAAAAAAAGUGAUGCUUUAUUUAUUCAUUUUAGAGAUGUAUUAAAAGAUAUUGUAAAGACUAAAAAUAAGGUUGGAGAAGAUAUGAGGAAUGCUUCCUUUGCAUUAGCAAAAUCUGUGUGGGCUGCUGGUGAUUUUAAAGGUCAAAUUAUUGAAGGAAUAAAAAGACCAGUUGUUACCUUAUCAUUAUCUACUAAUAAUGUUGCUGGUGUUAAAUUGCCUAUAUUCCAAGUGCACAUAGACCCUACUGUUGAUGUACUUGGCAACUUAGGGGUUGCUGCAGGAGGACAAGUUAUUAAUAACACACGAGAAAAUUAUUUACAAUGUCUAAAUAUGCUAGUAAAAUUGGCAUCUAUGCAGGUCGCUUUUUUUUCACUCGAUGAAGAAAUAAAAAUGACGAAUAGAAGGGUAAAUGCUUUGAACAAUAUUGUGCUACCUCGAUUAGAGGGAGGAAUAAACUACAUUAUUAAAGAAUUAGAUGAAAUUGAAAGAGAGGAAUUUUACAGGUUAAAGAAAAUAAAGGAAAAAAAAACUGAAAAUUUAAAUGAUGCAACUGAAGACCAUGCCCUACCGGAUAAUGGUGGACACAAACAUGUAAAAGUGACGAACAAUUAUGCAAAUAUCCAAGCGGAUGAUGACGUUAUAUUCUAA